Messenger RNA from Erythranthe guttata (spotted monkey flower), 1421 nucleotides. Its product is annotated as CCT motif family protein. Gene Ontology annotation, molecular function: protein binding; DNA-binding transcription factor activity. Gene Ontology annotation, biological process: regulation of flower development. Gene Ontology annotation, cellular component: nucleus. The record is from RefSeq and is a predicted model, not a curated record. NCBI's taxonomy places the organism in Eukaryota, Viridiplantae, Streptophyta, Magnoliopsida, Lamiales, Phrymaceae.
CUGUAAUUUCCGCAAAAUUGCGAGGUGCUUUCCGAAGAAUAUCAAUAAUAUAAGGGUUUACAUGAAAACAUUGUUCUCUAUUUAAACCAGAAGUGGACAGACCGUUAAAACUCGUUCUGUCGUUUUUAUGCUUUGAAGCGAAAAUUAUAUAAAUUUGCAUUACAACCCCUCUCUUCCUUUUAACAUUUCCAUCACUAACUCACUGAUAUAGCAGCGCAGAAAAUCUCUACUUUUUCUCUCUCCUCUCUCUGCGCACGAUUACUGUGUGCUGUGUGUGUGUGUGAGAGGGAGAGAGAGAGAAAGAGAGAGAGAGAGAGAGGAAAUGGAAUUCUUGUCAUCUUCUUCAAGCUAGCAGACAAAAAUUCUGACGAAAAAAAAAACCUGCUCGUCACGCUUUGUGCUCUUUUUAAUCUCUGCGCCUAAUUUUCGUCUUUAUUCACCACGAAAACUUGCAUAGAAAGUUGAAACCAGAUACACACACUACACACAUUUUCUAGGGUUUUUUUUUUUGGGGGAAAAAAAUUGGAUCAGGUUUUUUCUCCAAAAUGUCGUCGGAUCUGUUUGCAUUCGAAAACAGUUUCUUCUCCGAUCCGUUCUCUGCGUUCGCCGAUUCCGCCAUUGACGAUUCCCUCCCCUGCGACGAGAUCGGCGCAGGUCUGAUUCGAGGCGGCGGAACGACGCCGUUCGAUCAGAUUUCAGCCGCGCUGCUUUCAUCCUCGCCGCCGAGUUUCCAGCUCGAGAAUCUAACGCUGAUGUCACAGCUGGGAAGCGCGGCGGAGUACUCUGCUCCGGAGGAGGUGAAAACAGAGGAAUUCCAACUCAGUUUCGACGCUGAUUUUUCCGGUUUCGGAAAUUGCUUCUCUCCGCAGAGCCUCGACGAAUCGGCGGCGGCGGCGGCGAAGUUCAUGCAGAGGAGUUUCAGCAGCAAUUCCUUCGAAAAUCGGCCGAGCUUUUGUUUCCGGCCACGAUUCGACGGCGUAUUGGAGUCUCAGAGUUCCCCCAAACGACAAAUUCUGAGCUCACCGCCGGAAUUUUCCUCCGGCCAAAUGAGGAGGGUUUGCAGCACCGGAGAUUUACAAAAGGUGCAAAUGAACAUGCAAACAAAAAACGCAGCGUUGUCUGUAAGCCCGUUAUCUUCAGAGAAGUCAUUAAUGGAGGAAGCAAACUUCAAAGUUGGGAAAUACAGUGCUGAAGAGAGGAAAGAGAAGAUUGAUCGAUACAGAGCAAAGAGGACUCAGAGAAAUUUUCACAAAACAAUUAAGUAUGCAUGCCGGAAAACACUAGCCGACAAUCGGCCGAGGAUACGUGGCAGAUUUGCUCGAAACGAUGAGGCUGGUGAGAUUCCUAAAGCAUCAACAUAUGAAGAUGAAGAUGAUUUUUGGGUAAUAUUUUUAUUUAUUUAUAUUAUUUAUUUUGCAUGA